This is a messenger RNA of Dama dama (fallow deer), 3377 nucleotides long. It is a transcript of the gene AMER2, whose product is annotated as APC membrane recruitment protein 2. The record is from RefSeq and is a predicted model, not a curated record. Gene Ontology annotation, cellular component: plasma membrane. Bases 1 to 1914 code for a protein of 637 amino acids. Gene Ontology annotation, molecular function: phosphatidylinositol-4,5-bisphosphate binding; beta-catenin binding. NCBI's taxonomy places the organism in Eukaryota, Metazoa, Chordata, Mammalia, Artiodactyla, Cervidae. Gene Ontology annotation, biological process: regulation of canonical Wnt signaling pathway. The transcript has a single exon.
AUGGAGACGGGCGGGCGCGGCGCGGCUGUCAGCGGCGGGCGCGCGGCCGCGGGGGGCUGCGGGAGGAAGGCGCGGGCCGCGGCCGGGACCCUCGCGGUAGAGAUGGACUUGCAUUGUGAUCGCGCCGCCGAGCCGCCGGCCUCCGAGCCGCCGUCGGGGAAGAUCAACAAGGCCGCCUUCAAACUGUUCAAGAAGAGGAAGCCGGGCGGCGCGAUGCCCAGCAUCUUCGGGGUCAAACACAAAGGGGACGGCAAGGGCGCGGGGCCGGCGGGGCUGGUGCGCAGCCGGACGCACGACGGGCUGGCCGAGGCUCUGGCGCUGGAGGGCGGCCGCCGCGAGGAGCCGCGCGCGGGCGGCGGGGACGGGGCGCGGCCGGGCCCCGCGGCCCCCCGGGCGGCCCCGGGAGGCGCGGGCCCGGCGGCCGGCGGCUCGGUGGCCAAGUCGCACAGCUUCUUCUCGCUCCUGCGGAAGAACGGGCGGCCCGAGAGCGGCGGGGCGGAGCAGGCCGACGCGGGCAAGGCCGGUGGCAGACAAAAGCGGGGGCUGCGGGGGCUCCUGGGCGGCGUGCGCUGGCGCAGGAAGGACCGGCGGCCCCAGGACGCGGCGCCGGCGGGGCGCGCGGGGGCCCCGGGCGGCCUGGCGCGGCCGGGCUCGCUCACCGCCAGCCUGGAGUGCGUCAAGGAGGAGGCGCCCGCGGCCGCGCGCCAGCCGGAGCCAGCAGGUGAGCCCGCGGCGGGGGAGCCCGAGCCGGCCUGCGCCCCGGGAGAGGGCGCCUCGGGGCCCGGGCGGCGCGCCGAGCGGCCCCGCGCGCCCCCCGAGCCCGAGCCGCGCGCCGGGGAGGGCCGGCCGGCCGAGGACGCCGCGGGGCCCGGGGCCGCGCCGGCAGAGACGGCGCCCCGGGCAGAUUCCGAAGGCGGCCACGCGCCCGCCGCCCCCGACCCUUCCUCGGUCGAUCCGCCCUCCGACCCAUCGGCAGAUCGUAUUUGUCUGAUGUUUUCUGACGUGACUUCACUGAAAAGCUUUGACUCUCUUACAGGCUGCGGAGAUAUUAUCGCAGACCCCGAGGACGAGGCCGGGCCCGGCUGUGCCAAGCACGCCCCGGGGCCGGGCCAGCCGGGCCCCGCCACAAAGCCGCCGGGCGUGGUGGCCUACCAGGGAGGCGGGGAGGAGAUGGCGAGCCCGGCCGAGGCGGACGACUCGUACCUGCAGGAGUUCUGGGACAUGCUGUCCCAGACCGAGGACCGGGGAGAGGGGCCCCAGGGAGGAGCGGCCCCGGCGGCGGCGGCGUCCGACGCGCAGGUGGCUCCCGAGACCCCCAAAGAAGCCAGGUGUGCGGAGGUGACCAAGGACGCGUCCUCGGUCAAGCGCCGGAGGCUCCACCGGGUCCCCACGGAGCUCCCCCCGAAGGAAGAACCCAAGCACCCAGACAAGGAGCCACAGGAAGGCGUCCCCAACAGCGACGAGGGCUACUGGGACUCCCCCACCCCCAGGCCGGAGGAGGACGGCGGCGCGAGGAAGACGGGCCUCCCCCGGGACAGCGACAGUGGCGACGCGCUCCACGAGCUCUGCGCCGCCGAGCCGGAUGGAAGCCCUGCGGCCCUACCCGCCGCCCCCGCCGCCAGCGAGGAGACGUCCUGCUCUUCCCGGUUAAAGCCUGUGUCUCCGGUCACCAUCACCUGCCCGCUGCGAACGCCGGGGAGCCUGCUGAAGGACUCCAAGAUCCCCGUCAGCAUCAAGCAUCUGGCGAACCUGCCAUCCAGCCACCCCGUGGUGCACCAGCCACCAGCCAGGAGCGAGCUGCCCAGAACCAAAAUCCCGGUGUCCAAGGUGCUGGUCCGCCGGGUCAGCAGCCGGGGCUUGGCUGGGACCACCCUCCGGGCCGCGGCGUGCCACGAUAGUGCCAAAAAGUUGUGAGGUCUCCGAGGCCGAGGUGGAGGGGCCGCAUGUCGAGGAAUACAACUUUGUCUGGAAACUGCUCGGACAAAUGUUGCGUCCCCAGAGAAAGGCCUUGCCGCCAGUCCCCACUCGGAGCCUGGACCCAGGAGCUCUGCCCCCAGGCAGGGGAAUGCUGCACAACGGGAUUCCCCCUCCAGAUAAUUCCCUGAGGAUUCUUUUCAAGCACUUUUUUUUCCUUUUUUAAACCUUUUUAAAAAUGCCCCCCCCCUCCUUUCUUUUUCUCUUCAUUGCACCGAACUUUCGGAAGUCACCUUUACUUGCCUUUGCAGAAAAUAAGACUUAACCCAACCUAAGGAAGCAUCAUGCCAUGAUAUUUGGCUGUGUCACCGUCCAGCGGGCCUCCAGGAACCAUCUGAAGAACCAGAGAGGAGCCCUCCUCUUCCUGACACUUUACUUCCUUAUUUUCCUUUUCCUUUCCAGGGGAAAAAAGAAAAACAAAAACACCCUUUGCUGUAUCACUGUGUGGGAAACACCUGCAAAGCUGAAAGAGCCAGGUACUUACCUGAUGAGCAGAGGCAGGACUGAUGGGCAGAAAACCUGCUGUACUUUCAGUUGCUAGGUAUGCAAAUAGAUAUAUAUCUACCACUAAGAUGAUCACAGAGUUUGGGUUUGGUGGGUUUAUUUAGAUCAUUUGUUUGGGGAGAAAUAAAAACCUCAGCAGAGCAGGGCUUUUUUUUCUCUCUCUCUUUUUUUAUUUCCCCACCCAGUGCAGAGAUGAGGACCAGGGCAAGAUUUCACUAAAUGCCAACAGACACAGUGUUUUAGCAUUUAUGAACUGUAACCUUUUCAUGUGUAGAUAACGCAUCUUUUACAGAUUAUCCAGCUGUUAACCUUUUAUAAUAUGUCAGUAACCUCCAGUUUAAAAUCUGGUUUUAUAGCUAGACACCGUAACCGCUCCCAAACCAUUGAUGUUCUUUUAUGUACUGUAAACAGAAGCAGUUCUCUUUUUGUUUUAUAAGGGUUCUCUGGCUUUCAGUGUAGGGGAAAAAAAAUUUAUUGUGUUGAUGUCCCAAAGGAAUGGUUCUGCCUUGUCUUGGGUAAAAGUCUGUUUCUCACCCUGAACCCUGGUUUUCAGAGAUUUUUACCUUGGUUAUAAAAAUUUAGUAUUCAACCAUGUCUCAGUAUGAGGAGUCCAAAACGAGGAACACGUAAAGAAAAACAAUAGAAAAUGUAGUUUUUUCAUUGACUUCUCUAUGACUUAGGACUGAGCCACAUAUGUUAAGAAUAUGACACUGGGAGACUUAUGUAUCGUUAACAUUGUGUGCCAAGAUUAUUUUUGAAAAGUGAUUUACUUAUAUGUGUGUUUUCUGUUAUUUUAGAUGAAGCAUUUAUUUCAGAAAGGGUUACCAUAUGCCUCGAUAGUUUGAAUGAUAAACUGAAGCCUUUCCUAGAAUACUAUUAGGGUCUAAUGGUUAUAAAAU